AUGGGCAACGCCAAAGGUAAACCCGAUUUCAAUGAACUGUCCAAAGGAACAAAGUUCUCUGCGAAAGAACUGAACACCUUCUUCGAUAACUUCAAAAAAGAUUUUCCUCAAGGCAAAAUCGACAAAAACCAGUUCGAAGUCCUGUACAAGAAAAUGUUUGGGACCGAAGGUGACGCUAAAGAAUUCUGUGGGCUGGUUUUUGAACAAUAUGACGCCGAUCACAGUGGAUACAUCGACUUUAAGGAAUUCAUUCUCACUCUCAGCAUUGCUUCCAGGGGAACUAAGGAUGAAAAGUUACUCUGGGCUUUCAGACUCUACGAUAGAGACCACAGCGGUUUUCUAACCGAAAACGAGAUUGUUCAAGUUUUAACGGUGAGUCUUCACAGUAUCUUUUAUUAUUUAAACAUCAUGUGUUAUAUUGAAUUAAUUUGA
Molecule: messenger RNA, 432 nt
Organism: Helobdella robusta
Lineage: Eukaryota; Metazoa; Annelida; Clitellata; Rhynchobdellida; Glossiphoniidae
Exons: 1
Coding region: 1-432 (143 amino acids)
Molecular function (GO): calcium ion binding
Source: RefSeq, a predicted model, not a curated record